Molecule: messenger RNA, 474 nt
Organism: Copidosoma floridanum
Lineage: Eukaryota; Metazoa; Arthropoda; Insecta; Hymenoptera; Encyrtidae
Source: RefSeq, a predicted model, not a curated record
AUGCUUAGUUGCAACGAAGAGAAUCACACUGCUCUUGGACGUGACGAAGAGAAUUACACCGCUCUUAGUCAUGUCAAAGAGAAUCACAGCGCACUUUGUCGCGACGAAUACAAUCACAGUGCCUUGGGUUACGACGAAAACAAUCACAGCUCUUUGAGUUGCAACGAAAAGUAUCACAGCGUACUCGAUUAUGACGAAAAGAAUCACAGCGCACUUAGUUGCGACGAAAACAAUCACAGCGUACUUGGUUAUGACGAAAACAAUCAAAGCGCUUUUGGUUACGACGAAAAGUAUCACAGCGUACUCAGUUAUGACGAAAAGAAUCACAGCGUACUUGAUUAUGACGAAAAGAAUCAGAGCGCACUUGGUUGCAACGAAAACAAUUACGGCGUACUUGGUUAUGAAGAAAAGAAUUACAUAGUACUUAAUUGUGACGAAAAGUAUCACAGCACGUGGUUGUGUCGAAAAAAAUAA